CAGUUGCCAAGGGCUAAAAAGCGGCGGCAUCUGUUUCGAACCCAAUACUCAGCCGAGGCCUUGUCGUCGGCCAUGAAGACGUUAACAAACUCGUUGCGAUGUUGAAAAAAGUCGAUUGGGCGGGAAUCUCUUGGUAUAAGACCGAGCUCACCCUCGAACCUCCCUUCCUCAAUGACUAACCUUUCAUUUCAACCUUUCUUGCCGAUUCGAUUCCAUCGCCUAUGUUAUUCCUCCGCUACCUUCAUAAGUCCCAGGUACCUCAUGGCUUCAAAAGAUGAAACGGCGCACGUCGCGACGCUUCAGGCUGCUACGCCAUCUACUCCACUCAAGCCCAGGAACCUGGGUCGAGAAUCAACUGGACUGAAACCAACAACGCCGGCUGUAACGGCGCAGAAUGGUUCACUUACAGUUCCCGCGCCGAGAUCAAAUAGGACCCAUACAGCUGCUCCGACUACCAUUCCUAAGGAUGUUGGCGCUAACGACGGUUAUCUUGGUGCUACUAUGCGCAUGGGAACCACAGUGGCAACCGCGUUGGUAACCACGGUGGGAAACGCAGCCGAUUUUGUCGCCGAAAAUAGCCCUUGGAGGCCCCUUGGUCCGACCACCCCUGUUCCUAGUCUUGUCGAUGGAAUCAGGUCAACGCCAAUAUAUGGGACAGCAAUAGUUGGUGUUAGUUCAACGCAUGAUGGACAUGAGGCCAUUCCUAGUAUUGUUGAAGCACUCAAGACAACGGCAGUAGUUGGGACAGCGCCCAUUGAGCAUGGGGUCCUCGAUCGUCAACACCUGCCGCUUAACCAGACGGCCAAGACCAAAGCCACACCCAACAAGACCAUUCCCGUAGCCGAUGACGUUACCGGGCAGCCAGCGGUCAGUGCACCAAAGCCCAAGGCAGAAAGGGCCUAGGGGCCCGUGCAAGGGUCCAAGGCACGGCGGAACGGGGGUAAGAAGAAUGGAAGGUGACUAUGUCCAACUCCCACGUUUGCUUUAUGUCUGCUUAUAUCGCUCUUCGGAGCCGGUUUGUUUGACCACCUAUCCGAUAGACAGUUCCGCGUCCUGCUCUUCUGUUACGUUCUGAAUGCCUGGUGCGUUCCGAGAGGCAGACCAGCAACGCCAUGAACAAGGGCUUGGACUUUUUCUCAAGUGGCAAUUUACCAAAUUAUCCUACCUCUGGGUGGAUUCAGCUGUGUUUUUCUCUCUUUAUAAUCUGUGGUCUAAUUAUGCCUGGCUAUUAUGAUUUGAGUUGGUCCAACGCAGUCCCGCGGUAUGUGAAGUUGUUUAUCGAGGCAAAUUGCCUUGGUCCUUGGUGUUCACAACCAUGUCAGCAACGUGCUUGUCAUUUGCCUUGACCCAACUGUUUCAUGACCCC
Molecule: messenger RNA, 1366 nt
Organism: Lasiosphaeria miniovina
Lineage: Eukaryota; Fungi; Ascomycota; Sordariomycetes; Sordariales; Lasiosphaeriaceae
Exons: 2
Coding region: 172-903 (243 amino acids)
Source: RefSeq, a predicted model, not a curated record